UCAGUUUAAUGAAAUCAUACCUAUUAUUAUUAUUAUUAUUAUUAUUAUUAUUAAAGAACCUUGUGGAAAGUUACAUAUAGAUUUCGAGGAGGAUCAGAUGCACCACGCAAACAUGGCUCACCUCCACAAGCUCCCUGUACUCAAAUAAAUACAGAAGAAGACUCUGGGCACUUGGAAAGGAAGCUAUCGACGGGUGCAGGAUAUUUCUGACGCGUAUUCCGAGAUUUAGCUAGCUAGCUAUCAAGGUUGCUAGCAUACGCCAGAGAAUACUGAGACGCGCCACAACGUUAGCUGACCAGCCUAGUUAGCGGCUAGCGAUGUCUUUCCGUCGCCAGAAUCAACAGUCUGGACCAAGUGGCCGCAAGACGUCUAACGGACCUUCUGGAUCGUCAGGCAUGUCACCGACAGUUCCUGGGAGUAACACUACCAGGCCAACCCCAGGAAGGAACAGAAACUCUGUAAAGCCUCCCUCACAGUCUCCUCCUGUGUUUGAGGGAGUUUACAAUAACUCCCGAAUGCUCCAUUUUCUCACAGCUGUAGUGGGUUCUAGGUGUGAUGUGCGGGUGAAGAAUGGCAGUGUUUACGAGGGGAUCUUCAAGACACUAAGUUCAAGAUGUGAGCUGGCAGUGGAUGCUGUGCACAAACUAAGACCCGAGGACGGGGAUGGCUGUGGAGGUGGUACGUCCGCACACCCCAGGAGAGAGGAGAUCACAGACACCAUGAUCUUUAGCCCCAGUGACUUGAUCACCAUGACCUGCAGAGAUGUGGAUCUCAACUAUGCUACACGAGACACCUUUACAGACUCUGCAAUCAGCUCGUCUAGAGUAAAUGGUGAUCACAGAGAGAAGGUGCUACAGAGGUGGGAUGGUGGAGACAGCAAUGGAGAGAACUAUGAUCUAGAUACGGACGCAUCUAAUGGUUGGGAUGCCAGUGAGAUGUUCCGCUUCAAUGAAGAAACAUAUGGCGUGAAGUCCACCUAUGACUCGAGCCUCUCAAUGUACACGGUUCCCUUAGAGCGUGGUAGCUCUGAGGGUUUUCGGCAGCGAGAGGCACGAGCUGCCAGACUGGCCAGUGAGAUUGAGUCCAGCGCUCAAUAUCGCCACAGAGUGGCACUGGAAAAUGAUGAAGGGAGGAGUGAAGAGGACAAAUUCAGUGCCGUGGUGCGGGAUGGAGGAGAGCGAGAGAGGGGGAGAGACAGUCCCGGCUUCUCCAGCUCUGGGAGCCGUGAGGGCAAAUACAUUCCCUUACCUCAAAGAGCAAGAGAACGAGAAAUUGGUGCAUCCAGAGGUGACAGAGAACGAGGAGGACCCUCCUCCUCUCUUCCUAAUCGAACAAACAGACCUGCCCCCUCAAGCUCAUCCCCCAGGCCACCUCUUCCCUCUGGAAGCGGUCAACCCACACCACCUUCUGAUAGGAACAGUCCUUUGUCGAUCAGAGGUGGAUAUUCCCCUCACCAAGCACAGUGCAGCCCACCUGCUCAGUCUCGGUCUUUAGAGGGAGGCCAUGCCAAUCCUACUGCCCCACACACGCUACCCCAUUCUCUUUCACACCCUCAGUCUCUAUCUGAGUCUGCAAGACCUGUUAAUGGAGUGUCCUCUAGAACAUCUCCCAAAUCUCAAAGGCCUGCACAACCCAGAACGUUGCGCACGUCCAACUCUCACUCUUCACCUACAGUCUCGCAUUCCCCCAAACCUGAUGCACCCAACCAGGAUCCCCCUUUGACUGCUUCUACCUACCCAGAUACCUCUUCAGUUACCAUGGUGACCCCAAAGCCCUCUGGCCUCACCCCACUCUUCCCUGUAGAUGUUGUCUCUCCCUUUCUGUGUUCUGUUCAUUUAUUUUCAUUUUUUCUUUUCGUUCAACUUUUUGUGUCAGUGAAUGAGAUUUUAUCCAAGGAGAGGACAGAGAGCCCUGUCAGUCCUCAGGAAGGCAAGGGCAGUAAAGCUGCCUCUCUUCAGCAAAGGUCACAGAUAGAGGAACUUCGCAAGUUUGGGAAGGAAUUCCGACUUCACUCUAGCUCCUCACCUUCCAGCCCUAGCACUUCAGCCACACCUGGAGAUCCUGCUCAGCCAAGCCCUACCCAAAGCACGCAAACCGAUUCAAACCCCUCCACAGAGCCCAAAACGCUAUUGCCUACAACCCCAACACAGGAGCUUCUGUCUGCUGAAGCAGGCAAAGAAACGAGUGCUGAGUGUCCAACUGCAGCCACCCCACCAUCUCUCACACCUACCGUCACACCCUCUGCCACACCUGGUGGAGUUUCUCAGUCCUCUGGUACAGAUGGACAAACGGUAGUGCAGCCUCAACUGGCGAGGACACCAGGCAGGGAGGACAGCAGACCAGAUGCUGUGGACAGAGUGGAGGGUGUAGCUGAUCAAGUGAAGAAGUCUACACUAAAUCCCAAUGCCAAAGAGUUCAAUCCUGCCAAGGCACCUCUCACUAUGGUGAAGCCUUCUGCAGCCCCGACAAACCCACGGCCCACACCUCCAAGCCCUUCAGUGGUGCUCCAGCCUCCUGCAGGGCAAGGAGCCAUCUACAGCCCUCAGUACCUGAGCUAUGUCUCAACAAUACCCUUACAGGGCCAUGCUGUGCAGGCCCCUCAGAUGUACCAGUAUGCCGUGUCUACCGUGAGCCAAGGAAAGUACCCCAGAGCUGCCAAAGGCUCUGUGGUUGCCUCUCGUCCAGACCACAACAACUCUGCACCUCCUAUGCUGCAGGCAGCAGCAUCAGCCGCAGGUCCUCCUCUUGUAGCUUCUCCUUAUCCUCAGUCUUACCUGCAGUAUGGCCAGGUCAUCCCUGCCAUGCCACACUAUCCUGGACAGCCGGUGUAUUCCAUGCUACAAGGUGGACGCAUGCUGAGUUCAGGGGGUCACCCUCAGACUCUUGGACCUCCUGGUCCUCAAUACCCUGGCCAGAAUGAGGGACCCCCAGGAGCCCAGCAGGGCAUGUACGCCCCCCAGUCAUUCUCUCAUCACUCAGGCUCCAUGCAUCCUCCACAGCCCUCCACCACUCCCACCGGCAGCCAGCCACCCCCUCAACACCCUGCUCCCAGCCCAGGACAGUCCGGUCAAUCAGGUCCACAGCCGCAGACUUUGUAUCAUUCAGCUCCCCUCUCUGCUCCCACUCCCCCCAACCUGCCUCCAGGCCACAGCUCUCCCCAGGCCUCAUACCCUAUCCAGGGCUACAGUCUGCCAGGACACCAGCCUUUACCCCACCACUACCAGUCCAUUGGCCAGCUCACACAGGCUCAUGUCUCAGGAGCACUCUCGGGUCCUCAUCACUCUGGCGGUCAUGGGCCUCCUCCGAUGAUGCUGCUUCAUGCUGCUCCUCCUCCUCAGCAGGGCCCCGGUUCUGGGCCUGGCCCCCAGCACCCCACACAUGCACCACCACCCCAACAAGGGACUCAUCAGCACUACACCUACCUUGGGCACCCAUCAGCUGUGCAGGUGCAGCCCCACCCUUCCCAACAGCUGCCCUUCCACCCUCCUGGAAACUGAGUCGAAUCAGGCAUCAGGCUUCAUCUGCCCCUGAUACUUGGAGUGAGAGUUCCUCUUACUGAUCCUGGACCACACUAACACAAGCGCUCAUGCUUAUAGACACACACACACACAUACACACACACACACCCACACACCAUAAACUUCUUUCCCUCUGCUCCAGAAAAAGACUUUUUGUUUUUAUUCUUAAUCAUUGGAAGGACUUUCCUUUUUUGUUUAAGCAGUAAGGACGGGCAACACAACGCGUGUCUAAAAUGGAGGGAAUGAGUGAACGAGUGAGAAUGACCAAGUGAGCAUGAUGGAAUGAGAUGUUUUAUAAAAAAAAAAAAUAUUUCUCCCUUCCUCCUCAACCCCUAAUUAAAUAAAUAAUAAAAUUACUAU
This is a messenger RNA of Tachysurus fulvidraco (yellow catfish), 3878 nucleotides long. It is a transcript of the gene atxn2l, whose product is annotated as ataxin 2-like. Gene Ontology annotation, cellular component: cytoplasmic stress granule. The transcript is spliced from 25 exons. Bases 318 to 3497 code for a protein of 1059 amino acids. Gene Ontology annotation, biological process: cytoplasmic stress granule assembly. The record is from RefSeq and is a predicted model, not a curated record. Gene Ontology annotation, molecular function: RNA binding. NCBI's taxonomy places the organism in Eukaryota, Metazoa, Chordata, Actinopteri, Siluriformes, Bagridae.